This is a messenger RNA of Bombyx mori (domestic silkworm), 3172 nucleotides long. It is a transcript of the gene Timp, whose product is annotated as tissue inhibitor of metalloproteinase. The coding region runs from base 1631 to 2239 and encodes 202 amino acids. Gene Ontology annotation, molecular function: metalloendopeptidase inhibitor activity; protease binding. Gene Ontology annotation, cellular component: extracellular matrix. Gene Ontology annotation, biological process: negative regulation of membrane protein ectodomain proteolysis; negative regulation of endopeptidase activity. The record is from RefSeq and is a predicted model, not a curated record. The transcript has 7 exons. NCBI's taxonomy places the organism in Eukaryota, Metazoa, Arthropoda, Insecta, Lepidoptera, Bombycidae.
UCUCGCUAAAACUCGAAAAUGGCUGGACCGAUUUGGCUAAUUUUGGUCUUGAAUUAUUCGUGGAAGUCCAGAGAAGGUUUAAAAAGUGAAAAAAAUAUGAAAAUGCUCGGAAUUAUAUAAAAACAAACAAUUUUGAUGUGUCCCCCAUAGGACGGAUUCCUUUUGUUUUUUUAAGUUUAUUUUAUACAAAAGUUAGGUCUUUUAUUUAUUGAUUGAGGCACUACGAAGUCUGCCGGGUCAGCUAGUAACUUAAUAAAAUAUGUUUCAAUCGAUUUCAAUUAUUAACAUUCACAUUUAUACUAUUCUAUAAUACCUAAAUUUUACGCAAAUAAAACCUGUUGAUAUACCAAAGUUUAGAUUAUAUAAUAAAUCAAACAAAAGAGCACGAUAUUCUAAAUUAGAUCAGAAAAAAUAGUUAGACAUUUAUAGCGACCGCCGAAGCUAUUGUGAUCUGCCCAAAUUGGCAACAAGAUUUAUAACGUGUCACCAACUUCAAGAUUCCAUCUCAUAAAUCCGUGUAAUGGUGUGGGGCGAGUUACUGACCGCGCUCGCCGCCUUCGGUGUACUUCGGCGAAUAAUGGUUGUGAAAGCUGGUACAUUCGUGCGAGGUCCGACGGCAUCGACUUUAGAUUGAUCAACAUUUACGCCUAAAGAACAUGAUUGAUUCUGACUGAUGAUUAUCGCACAACUGCACGAUGCGCAUUCAAACAUCUGCUCUGGCACUGCGUAUUCUUCUAUUGAAUCUUCUCUAUAUAUAAAAAUUAAUUGCUGUUCGUUAGUCUCGCUAAAACUCGAGAACGGCUGGACCGAUUUGGCUAAUUUUGGUCUUGAAUUAUUUGUGGAAGUCCAGAAAGGUUUAAAAGGUAGAUAAAUAUGAAAAUGCUCGGAAUUAAAUAAAAAUAACAAUUUUGUUUUCUCUUUGAUGUGUCUCCCGUCGGACGGAUUCCUUUUGUUUGUUUUAAGUUUAUUUUAUACAAAAGUUUAAGUCUUUUAUUUAUCGAUUGAGGCACUACGAAGUCUGCCGGGUCAGCUAGUUAGAAAUACAUAUAUAAAUAUGACGUUGUAUGUCUCGAAGCGGGUACCUUUGUGAUGUCUUAUUUGUGUCUUGCAUGUUAGUUACGAGGUAAAAUGUACUUAGUAAGCGUGGGCGGUCAAGUUCGCUUGUAAUCCGUUUUAGAACUACCGCGGGGUUAACAGUUCACUGACGGUGCGCAGAGAAAAGACGAACCGCCCUCCUGAGUCACACAGGAACUGAAUUUGUUAUUCCAUGGCAACUCGCUGUUUGCUCACAUUUCGCGGUAAUUGGCCGUUGGUUAAGUUAUGCGGUGUGCGUGCUGAUAAAAAUACGAAACGUUAUAAGUAUAUAAUGCAGUAUUCACAAUGCGAGAAUUUAAACCAACAUAAUCCGCCGACGAAUAAACACAGUACAAACAAUAAACUGUUUAAAAAAAAAGUAUAUAUAUUUAAUUUAAAUUUGUUUACAUUUCUAUAAGUCGUGAUUGUGUGGAAGUGUACGUUAAAACAAAACGUUUCUGUAAGGCUUCGUAACCCACAUUCGUGAGAAUCGCAUUCGAGUACAGAUUGCAGAAAUCGGAGACUGACACUGCGAAUUGAACAUAUCGGAUAUAACAUGUUGAUGAGGUGGCUGACAUUGGCAUUGGUGGCAGCGAGCUGUCGCGUCGCCAGUGCCUGCACGUGCGCAUUGGAACACCCGCAAACUCAUUAUUGCAAAAGUGAUUUUGUAAUCGUCGGCAGGGUUCAGAAAACAUUUCGCGGGAGAGAAGACUACGACAUUUACAAAGUGAAAAUUCGAAACGUUUUCAAAGCAACAGACAAGGCUGUGGCGGCGCUUAGAUCCGGCCGGUUAUUUACGCCCCCUCAUGAGUCCCUUUGUGGAGUCAGCCUACAGCCGAGGGAGACCUAUGUUAUUACAGGUCAAGUGUUGCAUUUGGAAGCGCAUAUUUACCUCUGCGGGUACAUUGCCAAAUGGCGGGAGGUGACACCACGUCAAAGAAAAGGCUUCAGACUUCUUUACAAACAAGGAUGUACUUGUAAGGUCCACGAAACGCGGCGUCGCACGAAAUCUCCGAACACUUGCGUGACGAACUACAACGAAUGCUACGAGCGACACGGCAUCUGCCUUCACGAUCGCGAAAGACGCUGCCACUGGACAAGGGCCCCGGCGCUCACCCGAUGCAUGCAAGCUCAACGUUUCAACAACACUAUGACUAUGACUUGAUUAACCUAACACGAAGCAGAUGUUCACACUAAACUGUACCUUCUGGAUAUAUUCGAAACAUUCAAAUGAAAAAAUAAUAAACUUAAAGGCUUCGUCAAACAGAACGCGUACUUAGCGCUGCGUUUUAACGUCGCGCUCUUUUCAUGUCACACAAAUUGACUAGAUGAGUCCAACGCUCCUUGACGCAAUGCAUUCGCCAAAUCAUAGUACCUUUCGAUAGCAGUGCGAAAAUUUAAAAGUAUUAAGAUAUCGAGUGAUUCAGAUGCGGAAUUGUAUAAGCAUGAGUAUUUUCUAAUUAAUUCUAUAAUUUUUUCGGGCAUUAUCCUGUAUUUUAAUACACAUUCACCUGGACGCUAAAUUGGAAUUAGUAAAAAAUUACAACGCCUGACGUCAAAACGUCCUAACGGCGCGACAGAGCGUUGCGUACUGCUAGCGCUCUGUUUGACAGUAUGUUACCAUAGUAGUACAACACAUCUCGGCGUCAUAGCGCGCCGUCAGUUUAGCGUUCUGACGCGCGCUAAGUACGCGUUCUGUUUGACGAAGCCUUUAGCAUUAUAUUAAUUGUCAACCUACAGCGCAGUGCGGUUACGUUUCGUUUAGUGAGAAUCACUUUUGUAUUUUUAAGCACCACGAAAUCAGGUGGAGAUUUAUUUAUUACUAAAAUUAACAAUGUUCGAUCGAUUCGAGAGACUGAACGUGAAUGGAAGUGAAAUGAUUCUUUGUGACGAAUUUACUUAUUGGAAAAUGUACCUUAGUAUUAUACAUAAUUUGUUAUUUUCCUUUGGACGCUUCCAAAUUGUUGUUUUGUCUUUAUAGACAAAUGUAACGUUAACGUUAUUUUUUUUUGUAUUAUUUAUUUCUAAGUUAAUGAUUGUAAAUUAACAAGCCAUAGUGAUAGUUAGUUUUUAAUAAAUAAAAAAUACAUAUGGAAAA